This is a messenger RNA of Aspergillus steynii IBT 23096, 2439 nucleotides long. Its product is annotated as glycyl-tRNA synthetase. Bases 160 to 2169 code for a protein of 669 amino acids. Gene Ontology annotation, molecular function: glycine-tRNA ligase activity; ATP binding. Gene Ontology annotation, cellular component: mitochondrion; cytoplasm. Gene Ontology annotation, biological process: mitochondrial glycyl-tRNA aminoacylation. Lineage: Eukaryota; Fungi; Ascomycota; Eurotiomycetes; Eurotiales; Aspergillaceae. The record is from RefSeq and is a predicted model, not a curated record. The transcript has 3 exons.
CUUUUUGCUCACUGAGUAGAUCGAAGAGGCGGGGCACAGCGACUUGAGUCACCUCCCACUGCUGUCCUUUGGCCAUGUUCAAACGCCUUUGGCCAUCGUCCUCAAAGUUCCCCCGGAGUCUCUACAGAAUUUCCAGCCACCCCUGUCACGGUUUGAAAUAUGACGACCGAGACGAAAACCCUUGCAGGACAUCCCUUCGAUCGUGGACUGUUCGAGUCACUGGUCAAACGUCGCUUGUUCUUCACGGAGGCUUUUGAAAUCUAUCGCACGUCCGGCGCUCUUGGUGGUGAUGGCAGAGGCCUAUUUGACUAUGGCCCUCCCGGAUGUGCAUUGCAGUCCAACAUCGUUGAUGCGUGGCGACGACACUUUGUGCUCGAGGAAAAUAUGCUGGAGCUUGAUUGCACUAUCAUGACUCCGGAGGCAGUGUUCAAGACCAGUGGGCAUGUGGAUAAGUUUGAGGAUUGGAUGUGCAAGGACUCCAAGUCUGGCGACUUCCUGCGUGCUGAUCAUUUGAUUGAGAAUGUUUUGGAAGCUAGACUCAAGGGAGACAGGAUUGCCAGAGGCCUAGGCAUUAGCUCGGAUGACAGCAGCAAACCAGUGGAUGCGAAGAAACAAAAACGAAAAGUGAAAGACAUCCAAGCGGUCAAACUGCCCGACCAAGAAGUCGCGGAGUACGAAGAAAUACUUGCAAAGAUUGACAAUUACAAUGGCACAGAACUCGGUGAAUUGAUCUCCAGACUCGAUAUCCGUAACCCAGACGGCAAUAACCCGGUUUCUCCACCGACCCCAUUCAACCUGAUGUUCAAGACCACACUGGGUCCUAGCAGCGCAUCCCCGGCCUACUUGCGGCCGGAAACUGCGCAAGGACAAUUCCUGAACUUCAAAAAGCUUUCGGAUUACAACCAAAACUUGAUGCCGUUUGCUUCCGCAUCAAUCGGUAAAUCUUUUCGCAACGAGAUCUCUCCUCGCUCCGGUCUUCUGCGCGUUAGAGAGUUUUUGAUGGCGGAAAUCGAACAUUUCGUGGACCCCGAGGGCGGCAAAAAACACCCCAGAUUUCACGAGGUUCAACAUAUUUCACUUUCCCUUUUGAACCGUUCCGUGCAGCUUUCUGGCAGUUCCGACCUUCAAGCUAUGACAAUCGGGGAUGCCGUUGCCGAAGGAAUCAUUGACAAUGAGACCCUGGGCUAUUUUCUUGCCAGAAUCUAUCUCUUUUUACUUCGCAUCGGUGUUGACAAAACGAAGCUACGAUUUCGCCAGCAUAUGGCCAAUGAGAUGGCUCAUUAUGCCGCCGACUGUUGGGAUGCCGAAUUACUGACCUCUUACGGGUGGAUUGAAUGUGUUGGCUGCGCCGAUCGCAGUGCAUAUGACUUGACCGUUCAUUCACGAAGGACGGGCGAGCCGCUGGUUGUCAGAGAGCCACGAGCAGAGCCGCUGAGGGUAGAGGAGUGGCAGAUGGAUAUCAACAGGGCAAAAUUUGGUCCAACAUUCCGCAAGGAUGCGAAAGCUGUCGAAGCUGCCCUCAACUCUCUUAGUCAAUCCGAACGCGAGAACCUCUCUGGCAGCUUGGAUCAGCAAGGUUUCAUUACACUUCAAGUUCCUGGCAUGGUCGACGGCUCGGUCAAAGUGCCCCGGGACCUUAUAACCCUUGAAAAGCGAACCAGGGUAGAGAAUACCCGCGAAUAUACGCCUAAUGUCAUUGAACCUUCCUUUGGUAUUGGGCGGAUUCUCUACAGCCUGUUGGAGCAUGUGUAUUGGCAUCGACCAGAUGAUGUUGCCCGGGGGGUCUUGUCGCUGCCCCUUUCCGUCGCAGCGACCAAGCUGUUAAUUGUACCUUUGUCAAACCAGCCACGUUUCAUUCCAGUGAUACAAACGGUUUCGCAGCGUCUUCGAGAACUCGGAAUUUCUUGCCGUGUCGAUAACAGCAGCGCAAGCAUUGGAAAGCGAUACUCUCGUAAUGAUGAGCUGGGUAUUCCACUUGGCAUUACCAUCGAUUUCGAUACUCUGAAAGACGAUACAAUCACAUUGCGAGAGAGAGACAGCACUAAGCAAGUCCGAGCGUCACAGUCAGAUAUAGUGGAUGCCAUUAAGAGCCUUGUGGAUGGUAAGGAAAGUUGGGGCAAUGUGUUCAACAGACUCCCGGAGUUUGUUGGCCAAAGUGGUGAUCUGUGAUAUGAAAUACUUACUGAGCAAGGCCCUGAGUACCCUUACUAAAGCGGCGGCACCCAGAAGAGGAAAUCCUGAUUUGUGCUAGAUGUUCUGAUACGUAUAGGUACGGACAUAUCGGAAUUUCUAGCCAUAGCCACAGCUGUCUCUUUCUGUUUUAGUGCUCACCACUCACUGCUUUUUAUCUAGUAAGUAGACCUGAGGAUGACCUGAGCAGCCUAAAGUAAUUACCAAGUAUAGGAUAGGCGGAAGAAAACUAUAUCUUGUCUCUCUCUU